AUGCCACCAAGAGUAGAUAGCAUAGCGCUACUUGAAUGCACCAUGCAGAUGAUCAGGGAAACUCACACCAACUGGGAUGAAGACCAAGUCUUGGAGCGCGCCUUCUCGCUAAUGAACCUCCAACCCAACACCAACCAAGCGGAGAAGAUCCCUAAGUCGGUGCUCAGCAUCAUCUCGCAAAUCGUCAAGCUCAACAAGAACAACUGGGCCAUCUGGGAGCUGAUGUUCAUGGACUGUAUCCGCCCAAUCAAGAAUGCCAAGCGGAUCCUCACUGAGGAGAUUUCCAGUGGCCAUACCGACUAUGAUGAGGAACUGGACAGCCACUUGCUGGGUCUCAUCUUGUCCUCCUGUGACCACGGACCCACCAGCCGUAUCAACACCUACACAGUGCAGGAGCAAGGUGAGGAGGAGCAGCUUGGCUCUACACUCUACAAGAAGCUCAAAGCUGCUCUCACAAUAAACGACGAAGUUAAACUCUCCGCCAUUCACGACUGGGUACAUGAAGUCAAGCUAGCCCAGCGCAACAUUGUCAACCUUGGUAAGGAGCUCGAUCAAAUCUGGAAUGACGCAGCCAGGCUCGGCAGCCGCAUGGACAAAAAGCUCAAGAAGUCUACCCUGUACCGCUGCGUCAAGGACGACUGGCUCUACACCCAGACAGUAGACUCCCUCAAAGCUGCUCAACCUGGUUGCAGCUAUGAGUAUGCCUAUCAUGCACUAGCUAAGAAGCACCAAGAAGCCAAGCUCUCAGGUCGUAUCCGAGCCACGGCCAGAGUCGCGAGCAAUAGAAGUUCAACAGGCCAAGCUGGCGAGCAUAGGCAGAUUCUUAACCAAGAGGGCUACAAUAGGGGCAGGCGCGACCCCACAAACCCUAACGAACCGGCCAACAACACUGGCAACCGCAACCAAGACAGUACGUGGAUUCUCGACUCUGGAGCUACACAUCACAUGGUAUGUGAUGAGGGUAAGCUCAUUGCCCCGACGCCGAAGCAAGGAUCCGUAGAUACUGCUGGACAUGAACGAUUGCGAGUACAGGCAAUAGGCGAUGCAACUCUGCGAGUAAGAGACGUUAAGAUACCACUCACUGAUGUACUUCAUGUUCCCAACCUUAGCAAGAACCUAUUGUCCAUCCCAGCAUUGACUGAAAAUGGUGCACGUGUGAUAUUUGAAGAAUCUGGAGCUACUAUCCUCCAGCAUGACGGGAGCAUGGUCAAGAGCAAGACCAACCGGCGCAAGAAGAGAUGGGAGGUUUACGGUGACUCCCUAGCAGCACAGCUCAAUGAUCCCCUAGAGGGCAUUGAUGCCACCACAACACCAGCAAAACCUGCAAGCCACACAACGAGCAAACUAUGGCAUGAACGAUUCGGUCAUCCUGGCAGGAACAAGACCAAGCAAAUCCAGGCCCACUACUUAGGAAAAGAGACACAGCUUGGACAUGAUGCAAGGGACUGCAACUGUUGCAGCCAAGCAAAGCAAACACACGCAAGAAUGACAAGUAGCAAAACAGAGCGAGCCCAGGCACCCCUGGAGCUGGUACACAUUGACUUGAUGACGGACCUGAAAGGUCAUCCCAACUACCACCAUGCACUGGUAGUUGUAGAUGACUCGUCAUCCUAUGUAUAUGUGAAACCACUCCUCAGCAAGGCCGAAGCAUUCCCCACUCUAAAGGCAUGGAUCAAGGCAGCAGAGAUAGCAAUGGACCACACACUAAAGUGCAUCCGCAGUGACAACGGAACAGAGUGGUCCAGCUUUGGAGCAGAAGAAUGGAAACGAGAAGCAGGGUUCAAAUGGCAGAAAACCACACCAUAUGUCAGUGCCCAGAAUGGGAGAGCAGAGCGCAUGAUCAGAUCCCUUCAAGAAAAGAUGUGUGCAAUGCUUGUCCAGAGAUCAGUACCAAAGGAGCUGUGGCCCUACGCCAUCAUGGCUGCAGGGCACACACUGAACUUGAUGCCCUCUACCGAAGCAAAUAGGAUUCCAUAUGAGGACUUCCACUGCAAGUCGGCACAUGGUUUGGCCAAGCAGCUGCAUGUCUUUGGUUGCCUCGCUUGGGUCCACCUCCCCAGGAAGGAUCAUACUGGAAAGCAUGGCGUAAGAGCAAUCCCAGGAAUCAUGGUCGGCUACGAUGACGAGCACAAGGGCUGGAAAUUCUUCACCCCCAGCCACACCCCAUCUAUACGGUGGAGCAACUCAGCCACAUUCCAUGAAGCCAAAGGUUGGCAUGAUCGCCCCAGUGUGCAGAGCCCACUGCAGUUCGGUUUCGAGAGCCUCGAAGCAGAAGGUACUAGACCCGAGACAGAUAGCGACAAGCCCAAAUUGGAGGUGGAAGUACUCGACAUGGAAGACCCACUUCCCAAGAUACACACUGCACCACCCACUGACCCUACAGAUGACAACAGGUCAGAGCUCGAUGUUGAAGAGAUAAUUGGAGAAGCACACACAGCCACCCUGAACCUCACGCUGACCUUAAAGGAGGCACUUGCCAGCAAUGAUGCACAACAAUGGCAGGAAGCCAUAUGCAAGGAGCUGGAUGGACUUGAGGCAAUGGGAACAUGGGAGAUUGUGGACGUUCCACCAAACACUAGACUUGUCGACUCCAAAAUAGUCCUUCGGCUCAAAUUGGAUGCCAAUGGCAUACCUGUCCGGCACAAAGCGAGACUCGUCGCACAGGGCUUCACACAGCGGGAGGGUAUCGACUUCAAAGAAACCUUUGCGCCUGUGGCACCGCUCAGUGCAAUAAGAGCCCUGUUAUCCUUGGUAGUGGAGCGCAACUGGGAAGUCCAUCAGCUUGACAUCACAAUGGCUUACCUCAACUCCACGCUCAACCAUGUGAUCUACAUGAAACCACCAGAAGGUGCCAAGGUGCCGAAAGGGAAAGCCUACCGAGUCAUCAAGGGACUGUAUGGCCUUAAACAGUCGGGACGGGAAUGGAACAUGGAGUUUGAUAAGUUCCUGCAAUGCUCAAACUUCCACAGGCUCGACUGCACACCAUGCAUCUACACCAGAGGAGAAGGGGAUAACUUUGCAAUAGUGGUCAUCUAUGUUGACGACACAUUAAUUAUAGCUCCAACCCUAGAAACAGUAAGGCGUAUCAAGGAGGAAAUAGGCCAAAGAUGGCGGAUGGAGGAUGGUGGCAGUGUCUCCCACUUCCUCGGGAUUAAAAUCACCAGGGAUCGAGAAGCGAAAACCAUGGACCUCGAGCAAACCAGUUAUGUUAAGCAGCUUCUGGAUGAACAUUUGGACAAGCGCAGAAGGAAGUCUAGCGUACCACUCCAAGACAUCCCAGUCCCAGAAACAGCAGCAAGCAUAGCAGAACAUAAGGAGUACCCACAGAUCGUUGGCAAACUCCUGUGGCUGUCUAAUGGAACACGUCCAGACAUCAGCCAAGCCGUCGGCGUCCUUGCAUGCUAUAUGACACAACCAUCAAGGGAGCACUACAACGCCGCACAGAAACAACAAGACUUUCUGAUGGCGCACAGCGAUGCAAACUGGGCAAGCAACGCUACAGCACAACGCAAAAGCUCAUCUGGUUCAGUGGUGUUCGUGUGUGGUAACCUGGUAGCAUGGAAAUCAGCCCUACAGCGCUGCACUGCCUUAUCGGCGGUGGAAGCAGAAUUUGUAGCUGCGACAGAAGCCGCACGAGAGGUCCUGUUCUUCAAACACCUCUUCAAGGCCGUCGGAAUUGAUGUUGGUAUCCCUACAAUCUUUUCAGACAACACUGGCACCAUCCAGGUUAGCAAGGACCCUGCGCAACACUGGAAGUUAAAGCACAUUGACACCAAAUACCACUUCAUCAGAGACAACAUGCAAGAUGGAAAGGUCAGGAUCAAGUACAUUAACACUGCAGAUAACUUGGCAGACCUCUUUACCAAACCAGUGGGAAAGACUAUACUACAGCGCGCACGACAGGAACUGGGCCUAAAGGCCCAGCAUGAUGCAGUGGCCCAGCAGUCUCCUGCCUUGCCACUGAGGGAUGCAGUUGAGGGAGAUGUGACAAAGCAGGGAUCCUGGCCGGGAUAA
Molecule: messenger RNA, 4014 nt
Organism: Ustilago hordei
Lineage: Eukaryota; Fungi; Basidiomycota; Ustilaginomycetes; Ustilaginales; Ustilaginaceae
Exons: 3
Coding region: 1-4014 (1337 amino acids)
Biological process (GO): DNA integration
Molecular function (GO): nucleic acid binding
Source: RefSeq, a predicted model, not a curated record